This is a messenger RNA of Pangasianodon hypophthalmus (striped catfish), 3668 nucleotides long. RefSeq names its product organic solute carrier partner 1b (gene oscp1b). The record is from RefSeq and is a predicted model, not a curated record. Gene Ontology annotation, cellular component: plasma membrane; cytoplasm. Bases 527 to 1669 code for a protein of 380 amino acids. Gene Ontology annotation, biological process: transport. Lineage: Eukaryota; Metazoa; Chordata; Actinopteri; Siluriformes; Pangasiidae. The transcript has 10 exons.
UUACAUAUUAUAUCGUAAUUGUACGAUGUUAUUGUAUUUUGUGCAGAUAAUUUGCUUGUUUUAUUGUAAAUAAAAAAGCCUGACAUAGACAUGUCACUGGUAAAUACCCAUUCAAUGUAAACUAAUUUAGCGUCAACUACAGACGCUGCAUCCACUGAUGCCACCAUGUUUCCUCACUGAUACACCACCACCAACUCGGAAACUCUGAGCUCAAUGAAAAUCCCACUCGUAAUUACGACUUUGUGGUGGCGUUCAUGUGCGUUCAACUCGUAAACACGAUAUUUCCGACAUAACUUGAACGUACCAUAUGUUCCUCUAAGUAGCAUUUUAGCACCGCCCACAUCAGUAAGGCGAUUUGUGAUUGGUUCUUGUUUGUCGUGACCUGGCAACCGAGUGGCAGCUCACAGACGCUCGCUCAUCCUCUCUUGCGCUUUAUCUAUUACCGACAAAGCGUUAAACAUUGCCUAAUUUACGGGCUAAUUUGUGAUACUUGUAAGCAAGCGUUGUUUGUAGGAAACUCGGGAAGAUGUCGACGCGAACGCUGCCUCUUGUGUUCAUUAAUCUCGGAGGGGAAAUGCUGUACAUCUUGGACCAGCGCCUGCGAGCUCAGAACAUCCCAACCGACAAAGCUAAGAAAGUGAUGAAUGACAUCAUUACCACAAUGUUUAACAAGAAAUUCUUAGAGGAGCUGUUCAAGCCACAAGAGCUGUACUCCAAGAAGGCUUUGAGGACGGUCUUUGAUCGACUUGCCCAUGCCUCUAUUAUGAGGCUUAACCAAGCCAGUAUGGACAAGCUUUAUGACUUGAUGACCAUGGCAUUUAAAUAUCAAGCCCUUUUAUGCCCUCGUCCUAAGGAUAUUCUGCUUGUGACCUUUAACCACAUGGAUGCAAUAAAGGACUUUGUGCGGGAUACCCCCAGCAUUCUUAGCCAAGUGGAUGAAACAUACAGGCAACUCAUAGAGAUAUAUACUCCUUUAUCUGGUGGGGAAUUUCAACUAAUUAGACAAACAUUGCUCAUCUUCUUUCAGGAUAUGCAUAUAAGAGUAUCCAUAUUUCUGAAAGACAAAGUGCAAAACUCCAAUGGACGCUUUGUACUUCCUACAUCAGGACCUGUUCCAUAUGGCACACACUCUCCAGGACUUAUACGAAUGUUUAGCUGUAAUGGUGAGGAGGUGAAGAGGUUGCAGUUUCGUGAUGGGGGAAACUACACAGCUGCUCUCCGUGAGGGUUCUUUUGAGCUGUUUGGUGACCGAGUUAUCAAACUAGGCACAAACAUGUACAGUGUAAGUCGCCCAGUGGAGACACACAUGUCUGGAACCUCCAAAAUUUCUUCACAACAUACAAAGGUCAACACAAUACCAAACCCACUGGCAAAAGAAGAGCUGAAUCUACUUGCCAAACUGAUGGGAGGUUUGGAGGUUCGAAAACCAAGCAACACUGAUUCUGGUUUCCGUAUCAACCUCUUUGCUACAGAUGAGGAGGAAGAGGAAGCUUUGAUAUCAAGACCAGCAGAGCUCUCUUACGGAGUUAUAAAUAUUCAAGCAACCAAGGACAAUCAGGCCAAUGCAGAAUUGGCAAAGAUCAUGGGGGAGUUCACUGAGACAGACGAGCCAGUUCCAAGCUCCAGCAGCAAAGGUGAUGACCUUUUGGCCAUGAUGGAUGGCCUCUGAUGUGCAGCGAAUACGCAUUCGGCUUCUGUAAAGCAGUCUAGGUUGUGCAUGGUGUGCUUCAGUGUCUCACGCAGAGAGCUGAAAGAACGGCCUCUCCCAAAACACCAACAACUAGGAGCUGAUAUGUGUUUGUACUGGUAGAGUCAAUCAUUGUCAGACACCGUCCAUCUUGUUUGGGUGCAGCCGAUGUUGGGGAUUCUUUAAGUCUGAGCAGUUGCUGUGAAGUUGUAACUUAAUGUAAAUUUUAAACCUUGGCGAUUUCACUGGACAAGCCACUUGUUCCAUCAACAAAUGCCAUUUAUGGACAUUGACUCUGUGAAAAUAUAAAUUACAAUACAGGCAAGGUAUUGUCAACUUUUAAAAUAAGAAUGAAGUUAAAAUGGACUCUGACAACAUCAUAACAAUAACAAAGCACCAGGGCAGCAAAAGCUAACAAAAUACACAUACUAUACAAAUCUUUACAGCUAACACUAACUAUACAGUGAUUUUUGAUUACACCAUACAUAGCCUUGAAAGUUACUGGCUAUAAAUAAGCAACUAGAAACUAGAAACAGAACAAAACCACUUCUAAGAAAAGCAAUGUCCUGUGUAGGUCAUCUGUGAACUGAGUGUUACCUUUCCCAAAAUAAUACUGACAUCACUUUAAUUAAGAUUUGCACUUUGUGUAGCUGUGUUUUACCAAUUUAUCCUGUAGUUCCACACAAACUCCUUGUAGAAGCAUUAAUACUCACGUACACUACAUUUUCUUCGAGUUUCAAUCCCACACUUAUCAUAACCUUGUUGCAUUAUAAUGAUACCCUGUGAUGUGUUUUGCUUAGAGUAGCUUAAGAAAGCACCAUGGGAUGUAAUGCUAAUACAGUGUCAUCAGUUUUUGUGGUGGCUGUGUACUGCAUUUAGUAAUUAAACAUCAAUAUAUAGUCCAUCAACUUGAUAGAAAUGCAAUGAACCUUGUCAAAACUACAGAGAGUAACUCUAUAUCAAGUCUCCAUAUGGGAAUCUGAUACUUAUAUCUGUUGCACAAUCAGAGAACAGACAGUAAAGAGUGCACAUUUUGCUGUUUGAGCAUAUGUGUACUUGCAUAAAUGUGGAUCAUGUUGAUCAUUUUUCGCUUGGCUGAAUGCUUGGCAGCUCAUGAACCUUAGAUGAGAUAAUUACAGGUGUACCCCAAAAUUAAACUCUCAAUGAUUAAUGUUCCAUUUGUUCAGACAAAAUCAGUUAACUAUCAGAGUUAGCUAUGCCUAAAAUAAAAGCAAAUAAAUUGAAAGGUCUCUGCUUGUUGUUUUAUUCUGUGGUCCUGCCUUUUCACGCUUUGCUCUACCACACCUACACACACACACACACACACACGUGACCUUUAGAUCAGAAAACUGAAUCAUCCCUUUACAUGAAAUGCACUGGAGUGCUAUAGAGCUCCUUUAACUGACCUCACUGUUCAGGGAAAAUCGUGUACUUUUCAGAGAUUUGAGUUUACAGGUGGAUGUAUUUUUAUGUAUUUUAUUUUUAUUUAUUUUACCAUCUAGAAGAAAUGUGUAGAUGUCUACAGAUGUGCAGAGAUUGCAUAAAACACCCUUCUUUCUGUUCUUUAUGUUUGUUCAUUCAUAUGUGAUUCACAAAUAAAACUAUGGAACCAAAGAAAGUGUGCUUCCUACCAAUAUAAAACAUGCCAUUUAGCUUAGUGUUAACACCAGCUUGCCACCACUAGUGUUAAGUUCAUGACAUUUUGUGUGGACCAUGAAAGAAAUAUGUGUGGAUCAUAGCACCAAUUCUAUUUCAGAAAUAAUAUUCUGUGGCAGAGUGUAUGCAAUUUCACGUCUGAGUAAACUGCAUAUUCUUGUUUUCUGUGGUUGGUUUAGUUUAAUGUGAAUAUUUUUGCAAUGUUCAGUUUUACUUUCAGACACAACUUGUAAAUGUAAGACUACUAAACACUACUGAUAUCAAAAAGCCCCCUGUGCUUCUGUAGUAUAACCAAAGCAUUAUUUUUGCUUUGGAUAACAUGCUG